AUGCCCAACUCCCUAGGCCACACCAGCCGCGAUGGCUAUCAGUGGACACCAGAAUCUGGUCUCCAAGCCGGCAUACCUUGUCUGGGCACGAUCCAGCCUCCAACAAAGCUCGCCGCAGACAAGAGCACCACCGUCUACGACGUCGCUGUCAUCGGCGCAGGCUACGCCGGCCUCACAGCCAUCCGCGACCUCACCACGACCGGCCACAAGACCAUACUGAUCGAGGCCCGCGACCGGAUUGGCGGACGAUCGUGGUCGUCCAAUAUCGGCGGGUACCCGUUCGAGAUGGGCGGCACUUGGGUGCAUUGGACGCAGCCGUUUAUCUGGCGGGAACUGUUUCGGUAUAACCUCCUAGGGGACAACCUCGAGGUCUCCAUGUCUAGCGAGGGCGGCAUCAACAAGUGUGCCGUCAGCAUGUUCAAGGACCAACCCCAGAUCUUCCUCACCAAGGAGCGCGAAGACGAGAUCUCGGCGAGUGCCCUCAGGAAACUCGUCAAUGUCGACGGCCAGCUCGGCCGCACUGUCAUCCCCCUCCCACACCAGGCCCUGCACAACAAGGAAGCCGUCGCCAUCUACGAUAAGAUGUCUCUGGCAGACAGGUUCGCCCAGGUCGAGCAAGACUUGACCUCAUUGGAGAAGAACCUGCUCGAGGGGUUUCUGAGCAUCACCUGCGGUGGCCAGUGGGAAGACGCCUCGUUCUUCGAGCUGCUGCGGUGGUGGGCGCUGUCUAACUGGAAUUACAGUGGUUUCAUGGAGAUGGGCUUGACUUAUAAGCUCCGGUGCGGACAAAGCGGUCUCCAGAGGUGUCUCUUCGACGAGGCAAGCGCGAGCGGCAACCUCGCAUACAGCUUUUCUACGCCUGUGGCGAGCGUGCGCGACGAGGGAGGCCUGGUGGAGAUCCAGGGUCGGAACGGAGAGAUAUUUCAGGCCAAGAGGGUCAUUUGCGCGAUCCCGUUGAAUGUGCUGCACACAGUCCAGUUUACGCCCGCGUUGCUGCCACUGAAGAAGCAGGCCAGUCUCGAGGGACACGCCAACCACGUCGUCAAGUGCCACGUGGAGGUCGCCAAGCCCGAGCUGCGGUCGCUCGGCUCGUUCAACUAUCCGCAUGGCAAGCUCACGUACGCCUUUGGCGACGGGACGACGCCUGCUGGCAACACGCACUUGGUCUCCUUCGGAAGCUCGCUGCCAGGUGUUCACCUGCAGCCCGAGGAAGAUAUCGAGGUGACGCUGCAGGCCUGGAAGGAAUUGCUUCCCGAUACGGAGGAGAAGGAUCUCAAGAGGAUCGUCUUCCACAAUUGGCACAAGGAUGAGUUUGCGCGAGGAGCUUGGGAGUGGUUCAAGUCAAACCAGGUCUCCAAGUACCUGGACGCCCUGCGGACGAGGCAAGGUAACAUCUUUUUUGGUAGCGCAGACUGGGCGAUGGGAUGGCGUGGAUUCUUGGACGGAGGUAUUGAAGAUGGACAGCGCGUUGCCAAGGAGGUAGCGGAUGACCUUAAGACGAAGGUGGUCACGGCGAACCUGUGAAGGAAGAUGAAAGAACCCAUGGCUAUACACACACCGACUGGGCGAAUUAUCCUUGAAAAUUUGUAUUCACAACGACAGCACUGCUGAAACGUGACCAUCGCUCAUGAGGGGAAGUGGCUGGGAGCUUGGAGAUGAGGGCAUGUGCACUGCUCCGAGGGUGAAAUUGUCAAAAGAAGAAACAUGGUCAUAGCCAUGUAAGAAGGUUCUCGCG
Molecule: messenger RNA, 1735 nt
Organism: Cryphonectria parasitica EP155
Lineage: Eukaryota; Fungi; Ascomycota; Sordariomycetes; Diaporthales; Cryphonectriaceae
Product: amine oxidase
Exons: 1
Coding region: 1-1524 (507 amino acids)
Molecular function (GO): oxidoreductase activity
Source: RefSeq, a predicted model, not a curated record